This is a messenger RNA of Miscanthus lutarioriparius, 2454 nucleotides long. NCBI's taxonomy places the organism in Eukaryota, Viridiplantae, Streptophyta, Magnoliopsida, Poales, Poaceae. The record is from the annotation of a GenBank genome assembly.
AUGGCGGCGGGCGGUAGGGUUUCAAUCCCGGCAGGGGCGCGGCGCACGGUCGCGGACAUCAUGGAGAUCGCCGGCGGCCACACCGACGAGGAGAUCUACGCCAUGCUCCGCGAGUGCAACAUGGAUCCCAACGAGACCGCUCAAAGGCUCCUCCUCGAAGAUACCUUUCAUGAGGUGAAAAGGAAGCGUGACAAGAAAAAGGAGGGUAGUAAAGAGCCAUUGGAUUCUCGGUGGAGACCUGCCGUGCAGGGGCGAGGUGGAAAGAGUGGUCGAGGGAACUAUUCUUCACGUAGUUUGUCCAGCUCUAAUGAUUCUGCUGGACGAAGUGCUAUUUCUGGAAAGGAGAAUGGAAUAAGUCUGAUCACGGGAAAAGGUAGUGGUUCUACUCCGAUAAUCAAUGUGAAUAUGGAUGUCAAAGCUUCCACUUUCAUGCCAAGUUUGUUGAGUGGUCUUCGCAACGGUCCAUAUCAACCAGUUGAUUCUGCUGCUGUGCUGGUGACAAGUUCUAGUGCUGUUGGUGAUAAGUCUGGUUCAACAGCCUUGGCUGAUCUGACAGGUGGUCUUCCGUUCGAAGAUGUAGUCACUACUAUAAGUCCAAAUUCACUGCAACCCUUGAAACCAGCACCACCGUCAGAUCCUGUGGUUGUGUCUUUUCUCGACUCUCACAGCCUUGGUGAUGUUGGUGCUUCCAGACAAACUAUUGGAAUCAAGAAGGCAUCAGUAGAACAUAAGGUGGGGCGUGAUGUACCAACAGACAAAGGCUCCUCUGAACAAUCUGUGCCAUCUUCAUUUGGACGAUCCUCUGCUAGUAGACCAUCUUCCAGCUACAACAGUCGUUCACAACAAUCCCAAAGAGUUAUUCCAAGUAAAGCAUGGAAAUCUAAACUGACUUGCUCGGCUGCUUCUCAAGCAACCGGGGAUGUUACCAUACAUGAUAAUGCACCUUUGGCUGCUGACAUUAUUCCCCAGUCAGCUCCAGUAUCAAAUUCAGCUGGUACAGAGGAUCCGUUGAAGGUGGACAAAUAUUUCAAUGAUCUACAGUUAUCAGAUAAGCAACAUGUGAUAAUUCCAGAUCACCUUCAAGUUUCUGAGUCUGAAAAGUAUGGUCUAAGCUUUGGAAGCUUCGACGUCAGUUUUCAGCAAACUAUGGGUUCUUCAGAUCCUGAGUGUGUGAAGAGCUCUUUACCGAAAUUCAAUUCAUCUCAUGAAUUGAAUGGCAGUAUUGAUGAGCCUCAAUCAAUGCAAAGAGAUCAGAAUUCAACUUCUACUGUCCAAGAGGAAGCUGGCCUUGUUCCUCAACCUUCUGCAAAGCUAGAAAAUUGUGCACCCUCAGCAAUGGAGAUUUCAUCUAUUGCCCCUAUGGAACCCAAAGAAUGUGAGGACGAUUCAGCCACUUCAGAGGAUCCCCAAUCUACAGCAAUUCGUAGCGCACCAUCUUAUUUGACAUAUGGAUUUAUACCACAAUCACAUGUGAAUCAGAUUGAGAAGUCCGAAUCUCAUUCUCAGUCAAAACAAACAGUUGAUUUUUCUACAAGUUAUUGUACACAGUCGUACCAUCCCGCAACUGAUGCUGAUGAACGGCUGACCCCUUCUCUUACUGCUCAAGCUGCCCACAAGUAUGGGAGUAUCCCAGUUGUUCCCGCACAAACUGGCCAGGAUCAAGAGGGGAAUGACUCACCUGUGAUUGUUUCAUCUGUUUCUGCUUCGGUUGCUACCCCUGCUGCUGGAGUUCUGUCGGCUUCAGUUGCUAUCCCUCAGCAGCCUGUUCCUGUAUUUCGCCAGCCUUUUGGUGUUCAUAUACCACAUCUCCCGACCAAUUAUGUCCCAUACAAUCAGUACAUUUCACCAUUUUUUAUUCCACCCCCUACUCUUCACCCUUUUAUGGGUAAUGCUACAUUUGCUCAGACACCUUCAACAGGGGCCAUGUACCCAACUCCUGGAAGCGCAGGAGUUCUACCACCUGUCAAAUACUCCGUUCCUUCAUUCAAGCCUGGUGCUAACAUUGGGAGCCAGGCAUCUAUUGGAGUUCCUGGUGGCCAUGGAACAUAUGGUUCUAGUCCAUCAGUUUACACUAAUAACGCACCUGUGUCAUCUGGAAAUCUAGCAGAAAAUGACAAUGUUACUUCAUCUCAGUUCAAGGAAAAUAGCAUCUAUAUUGCUGGGCUCCAGACCGAUGGCUUGACUCUGUGGGUUCCUACACCUGGACGUGAUAUUUCUGCUCUUCAGGUCAAUUCCUUCUAUGGUAUCCCCCCUCAGGGACAGCAGGUAACAUAUGCGCCUCAGGCUGGUCAUGUUCCUUAUGGAGGGAUCUACCACCCAGCACAUUCUGUGGCAGGAGCUGCUGUUCAUCCGCUGCUCCAGCCAUCUCACACCAUGGCUGGAGCUGUUGAAAUAGUUGGGGCACCUGGUGUUUACCAGCAUCCCCAAGCUCAGAUAAAUUGGGGAAGUUACUGA